Molecule: messenger RNA, 1670 nt
Organism: Nematostella vectensis (starlet sea anemone)
Lineage: Eukaryota; Metazoa; Cnidaria; Anthozoa; Actiniaria; Edwardsiidae
Product: polycomb group RING finger protein 1
Exons: 9
Coding region: 256-1581 (441 amino acids)
Biological process (GO): ubiquitin-dependent protein catabolic process; protein K48-linked ubiquitination
Cellular component (GO): cytosol; ubiquitin ligase complex
Molecular function (GO): ubiquitin protein ligase activity; protein binding
Source: RefSeq, a predicted model, not a curated record
AGUGCAGGCGAAUAACAUUCUGGAUGCGACAGUCAGGAAUAAUAGGCUUAUUGAAAAAAUAAUUUCGGAGAAUCUCUUGAAAGGAAGACGUCCUGAUACCCUUGUUCACUCGAACAGCAAUCUUUGAAGCUUCACUGGAUACCUGUGUCUUCGUCACCAGGCUUCUCGAGGGGGUGAUUCGGAAGGCCAGUGAGCAAAACAAACGGAAUUUUUUUGUCCGUUUAGGAUUUAUGUGGGGAUUUAUGCUGACACACAAUGCUUCGACUAAAGAAAAUGCAAGGCAAAGAGUAUAACAUCGCUCUUCAGCCUGAAUCAAUUGAGCUAAGAAAACCCAUCACUAGAAUCGGCCGAACCCCGGCCCUCGCUGAUGUUGUUAUGGACAGCCUCGUAUCCCCCCUGAUGAUAAGUCGCUUCCACGCACAAAUAUCCCAUGACAACGACUCCUAUACUUUAGAGUGCAACGGGAUGAAUGGUAUUUUAGUGAAUUCAGUGAAAAGGAAAAAGUGUGUUUUACGUAAUGGUGAUGUAGUUGUGUUUGGAGGCGCCGGCGUCCAGACUCCCGAAGGGAGAGUUGUCUCUACUCCGGAAUCGGAACUUGUCUAUGUUUUCGAGUGUGAUGAGAAGGACGAUAAAAAUAAUGUAAGUGUGAAGGACGUGUGUACACCUAAGGACGUGUGCACACCUCGAAGAAAACGACCAUCCGUCAUCAAAAGUGAAAACAAAUGGCAAAAAAGUUCUUCUAAGUUGAGUGACAAUUUCAUUAGCCAAUCAUUGGUUUCCAGUCAUUUGAUUGACAGCCAAAAUUCCCCAGGGGAGGGAACCAGCGAUGGUAGAGUACGAGUGUCUAAGCGUAGACGAAGAAUAAAGGUUUUGGAUUCUGAUGAUGAGAGUCCAAGCCAGCCUGAAAGAAAACAUUGUCGAAGAUCUAGUGUCUCAUCUAAACUUAUCAGGGGAUCCAGUAGCUCGAUAUCUAACUUGAAUAUUGAUGCAAGAAAAAGGCUAAACAAGGAUGAUGGAAAUGAAACCAAGGCAUGGCUUGAAGAUCUCAAUGAAGAGCUGCUGUGCUGCAUCUGCCGUGAGCUGAUGAUAAGUGCACAUGCAUUGCCGUGUUCUCACACAUUCUGCCAUUCAUGCAUCACAGGCUGGCUAAAGCAGGCAACUGACUGUCCAAGCUGCAGAGCAAACUCAACACAUAAGCUACUGGUCCCAGUUAAGGUACUAGAUAACACCAUUGAAAAGGUUGCAAAAAAGGUAUUACCUUUAGAUGAGCUCGAGCAAAGAGAAAAAGCAAUACAGGAGCUUCUGGAUAGAAAAAGUGGAAAAAUAGGUGAAUGGAAUAUAGAAAUACAUGCUGAAUAUGGCCCAACUGGCAGGAAUAGACUGAUUUGUGACAAAUGCUAUUCACCUGUUCCUAACAGAUAUCUUCAUUGGAGAGUUUCCUCUCCAUAUUCAGGUGCUACAGAUCAUUAUCAUUUCUCCUGUUUCCAGCCUCACACACAGGUGACAGUUGAUCAGAUCAAAAUUGCCUCUAAAGUUUCAGCAAAGGACAGAAAAAGAGUAGAGAAAAAAAUCAAAUCUUGAAUGCCAACUACGGUAUUUUUAACUACACUAUUGUAAAUUUGAAUGCAGAUACUUGUAGAUAUAUUUAAAAAUGCACAUUUUGAUCCAUA